This is a messenger RNA of Chrysoperla carnea, 1457 nucleotides long. It is a transcript of the gene ScsbetaG, whose product is annotated as succinate--CoA ligase [GDP-forming] subunit beta, mitochondrial. Gene Ontology annotation, biological process: succinyl-CoA metabolic process; tricarboxylic acid cycle. The transcript has 5 exons. Gene Ontology annotation, molecular function: ATP binding; succinate-CoA ligase (GDP-forming) activity. Bases 41 to 1300 code for a protein of 419 amino acids. Gene Ontology annotation, cellular component: succinate-CoA ligase complex; mitochondrion. NCBI's taxonomy places the organism in Eukaryota, Metazoa, Arthropoda, Insecta, Neuroptera, Chrysopidae. The record is from RefSeq and is a predicted model, not a curated record.
UAUAUUAUUAAUUAAUAAAAAAAAUUUUAUUAAAACAAAAAUGGCUGUGUUUUUAACCAGUAAAUCUACGAUAUUUCAACCAAUUUUAAGAAAUCUUUUUAAAGUAUCGGCAUGUAAUUUGAAUUUAUUGGAAUACCAAAGUAAAAAUUUGCUUGAAGAACAUGAUAUUGAAAUACAAAAAUUUGUACUGAUUGACAGUCCCAAAGAUAUUGAGAAAAAUCUUAAACAAUUUCAAGCUAAAGAAUACGUAAUUAAAGCUCAAGUUUUAGCCGGUGGUCGUGGAAAAGGAUAUUUUGAUAAUGGAUUCAAAAGUGGGGUACAUAUCACAAAAGAUCGUAAGGCGAUUGAGAAAAUUGUGGAAAACAUGAUUGGACAUCGUUUAAUUACCAAACAAACACCCAAAGAGGGUAUAUUGGUAUCGAAAGUAAUGGUUGGUGAGAGUGUAAAUAUCAUACGUGAAACAUAUCUUUGUAUAUUAUUGGAUCGUCAAGCGAAUGGACCCGUCAUUGUGGCAUCACCCGCCGGUGGUGUUGAUAUUGAAGCCGUUGCCGAGAAAACACCGGAAUUAUUGAAAGUUACACCAAUUGACAUUAACAAAGGUGUUACUGAUGAAAUCGCAUCAGAAGUCGCUGAUUUCUUAAAAUUUUCUGGUGAUCUAAAGAAACAAGCAAUGAAACAAAUAAAAAAUUUAUACGAAUUAUUCGUAACCGCUGAUUGUGUCCAAUUAGAAAUCAACCCCCUAGUUGAAACAGACGAUAAUAAAGUAAUCUGCGUUGAUGCAAAAUUAAAUUUCGAUGAUAACGCCGCAUUUCGACAAAAGAAAUUAUUCGCACAAGAAGAUACAUCCGAAAGUGAUCCCCGUGAAAUUGAAGCUGCCAAAUGGAAUUUGAAUUAUAUCCAAUUGGAUGGAAAUAUUGGGUGUUUGGUGAAUGGAGCCGGUCUUGCCAUGGCUACCAUGGACAUUAUCAAGUUACAUGGUGGUAAUCCAGCCAAUUUUCUAGACGUAGGUGGUUCAGUUCAAGAGAAUCAAGUUAAAGCUGCUUUUGAUAUCCUGCAGCAGGAUAAAAACCUUAAAGCAAUCCUUGUAAAUAUUUUUGGAGGCAUUGUGAAUUGUGCCACAAUUGCCAACGGUAUUGUAAACGCGUCACGUGGUACAAAACUUCGAGUGCCCUUAAUUGUCCGUUUAGAGGGUACUAAUGUUACAGCAGCGAAAAAAAUUAUCGCCGAAUCUGGUUUGCCAAUAAUUAGUGCAAAUGAUUUGGAAGACGCUGCUCAAAAAGCCGUACAAAGCAUAUCGUAAUAAUUAAGUUCCUACAAAAAUAAUUAUGGAUGCUAUUUUUAAUUCAAAAAAGAAGAAAACUGUUCAUAUUUUCACAGAAAAUUUAGUAUUUUAAGAAUAAUAUCACACUAACGAAAAAUUUACGCUCAAAUGUUAAAAUUUUUAUUGUUAAGCAUGU